UUUCUAAAGAGCAAAUAUUUGCAUUCCCGCGGCGUUAGAAUGCCUGGAAGAUUCUGUCAACCAUGAUUCAGAGCAUCCUCAGGUCUCUUCCACGAAAAUCGUCCAUACAAACACCAAGGAGCCCUGCAGUGGACGGUCUAAGCUAAGGGGCAUUGUAUCAAUGGCGAAUGAGAAGCUGGCUGAAGUUCAGGGUAUGGCUGUUUUUCUUUCACCUGAUGACAAUACCUCAUUUUCACCGUUGCCCUCCCCUCAGUCACAUCCGCCGCCGAAUUUAUCGUACGAACGAUCCUCGGAGCAUAGCCACAAUUUAGUGGCCGCGUCUGAUCCUGUAACGCUUGUUACCAAUUCAACUCUAGAAAUAUCCGAAAUCAACAAACGAGCAGGAGAUGACACUUUGGUGCAGCGCCACCCUAGCAACCAUGUUGAUUACUUGUCACAUGACUGGGUAGAAGAAGAUAUAUGGUCAUCGUGGCGCUAUCUCGUGUCGAAUCGAGGCGAAUGCUCCAAUGCACAGAGGUUAGAGAAUGCAUCUUGGAGGGCUUGGACGAAGACAAAAUGCAACCUCAAAACGGUUUCGCCGGAGACCAUUAAUUGGCUGAGAGACUGUGACGUAACUUGGUUGUAUGGUCCACUACAGCAGUGUCGACCUACGUCGUUAUCAAGAAGCAUGGGACGGACAAACUCCACUUCGCCCAUGACUAACGUGUCCAUCGUUAACAAGUCCAACCUGAGAAAAAUGAGCAUAGCAGAGACCUUGCGCCUAGAGUCUCGUUCGUUGUCGUCCGUUCUCAAACAGGCCACGAAAGAUACUCAACCACAACAUCUGGAUAGAAGAGGUCGUGUAACAAGGCUUAUUGUACAAACACAAGUGGCCCGGGAGCGGGCGCUAGGCAUGCCUUCAAAAUCGACUUCGGAAAUUGAAACUCACAUACCGAAAGUCAAAUGCGUCCAAUUUGAUGAACGUGUUGAGCAAUGCAUCGCGAUGGAUUCCAGUGUAGGAGUGGACAAGGAGGAGCGAGAACACGAAUAUAGGAGUAAUGUCGAUGAUAGUGAUUCGGGAGAAGGAGCUGUCAUGAUGAAAAUCAUGAGAUCAAGGAGGAAAUCAGUGAGAGCAAAGCCAAAACCAAAACCGGAGACAUAUGUCGCGAAAAAGACUAUCAUGGUACUACCAUCUACGACCCUGAAAUACGAUGGAGGCACGCCACAUCCAUCUCAAACCGCUAUGGAGUAUGAUGCAGAUCAUUUCAUUUGUUCUAUCUUCUCCCCAUCGUCUCCGUUGGAGGUUUUGCGACGACCAACACAAUCGCACUAUUCUCCCAUCCGGGAUGAUGAAAGUCCGCAUAUAAACGAGAAGCGAGUUCUAUGCCAAAGCUAGGCUCAGUACAAUUCUUACUACCUGGUCCAUACGAAAUACAGCGGCCUAUAUCAAAAACUAGCAAGAUGUAUGAGC
Truncatella angustata is the source of this 1450-nucleotide messenger RNA. RefSeq lists its product as uncharacterized. The record is from RefSeq and is a predicted model, not a curated record. Gene Ontology annotation, biological process: cellular response to glucose starvation; protein catabolic process in the vacuole. The transcript has 3 exons. NCBI's taxonomy places the organism in Eukaryota, Fungi, Ascomycota, Sordariomycetes, Amphisphaeriales, Sporocadaceae. Bases 161 to 1375 code for a protein of 404 amino acids.